AUGCCGUUCAAGAGGUACGUGGAGAUUGGGAGAGUGGCUCUUGUCAACUACGGCAAGGAUUAUGGCAAGCUUGUUGUUAUUGUCGAUGUCAUCGAUCAAAACAGGGCUCUGGUUGAUUCUCCAGAUAUGGUUAGGAGUCAAAUGAACUUCAAGAGGCUUUCACUCACCGAUAUCAAGAUUGAGAUCAACAGGGUUCCUAAGAAGAAAACACUAAUCAUGGCCAUGGAGAAGGCUGAUGUGAAGAACAAGUGGGAGAACAGUUCAUGGGGCAGGAGACUCACUGUUCAGAAGAGAAGGGCAGCUCUUAAUGAUUUUGAUAGGUUCAAGCUCAUGUUGGCAAAGAUCAAGAAGGCUGGAAUUGUCAGGCAGGAGCUUGCAAAACUCAAGAAGACAGCCUAA
This is a messenger RNA of Dovyalis caffra, 399 nucleotides long. The record is from the annotation of a GenBank genome assembly. Lineage: Eukaryota; Viridiplantae; Streptophyta; Magnoliopsida; Malpighiales; Salicaceae.